UGUAAGUCUUUAGAGGAAGCUUAAAAGUUGCAUUGACGGUUCAAAACUCAGGAAUACUUAGUCAAAUAUUUGAUUUUGUCAUCUCAAUCCCACACUGCCUGGAAUAAUAGCGGUGUGAUACGACUGUUACAAGUUAAUAUGUCUAAGCUGCGGGAGCGUCAGUACCAGCAGCAAGCCCAGCGCCGGCACGAGGACAACCUGCGACACGACUACUACCAGCGCACGGCGCGGUACUUUGAGCGCGAAACCGAGGCGGCCCGGCAGUUCGCCUCGUGGACGACGCGCGGCCCCGAGGCGUACAAGCGGCACGUGGAAAGGAAGCGCAAGGAGGAACAGUUGCAGGAAAGGAGGGACAAGCUGCGCAAGCUUCUCCAGGAGGAGGAGGAGGGGUACAGGAGGGAGCUGGAGGAGCUGGAGAAGGCGAGGAAACAGAGGAGAACGAGGCAGUCGGGGGAGCUCCCGGCGCCGGUUAUCGACAAGCUCUUGGACCAGCAGAGCUUGACCAACGGCUGCAGGAGGAGGUUCAUCAGGACACCCUCGGAGAGCCCGCUUGGUUUUGCUCCGGAAUCCACGCUUCGACCGGACAGUGGGGAUAGCAGCCAGAAACAAACUCGUUUGUCAACAAGCUCAUCGCCAUACAAUACCUUGGUGAACAACAGUAAAAUCAUGUCAGCCCAGAACCAGCAGAGCUUAAGCCCCAAAUCAUCGGGCUCGUCGUUGAACGGCAACCAAAGUAGCAACUUGAGAUACGCGGCCCGCCAGUCCACUUACGCGCCUAGUCUCAGCAACACUAACAUGCGCGACAACAAAGUUGAAGAUCAAUCCGACGCAUCCAGUCAGGCUUCAGAAAUUUGCGAUGUUUUGUCGGUUCAGCAACAAGAGAACGAAUCUAGAAUGGAAAGAAUGGAAUCGAGAUUAAACCAGAUGGAAUUGAAAAGUAAGAACGAUGAGUCGAAUCAGCACACGGAAGUGGAUUGCGUUUCAGAGAAACACACCACUGGCCUGGAAACAGAGUUCUGUCGUAUACCGACACCGAGCCAGAAAAGUGUCUCUGACCAGGAUCAGGCGCCAUCCUCCCGACCAGGUUCGGAGCAUCUUCAGUGCGCACCCUUUGAUUUCGAAACAAUCGGGCACAGGGUCUCAACCAUGGACAAUCGAAUUCCCGAACACAAUCAAGUGAGUCUCGACAAUCCGGUCGGCGAUCCCAAUCUCUAUUUCUCAAGCAAAGGGUUACUGAAGGAUGACAAAUCGACGAUGCGAUGCUAUCGCUACCUUAAGAACAAUGACCUCAAGACUAAGAUACUGGAUCUCUGCAAGCGUGAGCAGUUUGCAGUUGCCAAACAAUCGUGGGAUGAAGCGCUUAGAAUCAGAGAAAUGAGGAAUGAGCUGAUACUGCUGAAGAAUAAGAAUCUGUAUGACAACAAAGAUCUUGAUAUCGACGAUGAGGUGAGGAAGUCUGCACUAAAGCUUAUUGAAAUGCGGGAAGAUACACGCAAGAAGAGAGAGAAGAUGUGCAACUACUCCAUGUACAGUGAGGAAGCAAAAGAUAUGUGGAAACAGUGGGUGCAGGAGGACGAAAAGUUCUCGAAAAUGGAGACUGACGGCUCGGCAGACGAGUUCCUACAGAAAAUCGAGGAGGACUGGAAGCAACUCGAGAUGCGAGACAAGCAGCGGAUGUUCGAGCUCUACAAUUACUUGAUUAAUCAUUCCGAGUCUCAGGACGAGCAGCACUUGGCCGCGGCCUUUCGUAACGCAAACGGACGCCAACGACGAUACUCUGACUUGUUUGAGUCUUGAAAAUGUACAUUUUUACCACUCAAGUUAGGAAGGCGAGUUUUAAAUUUACUGUUGUCGUUUCGAUGUAUAUUUUAAUCAUAAGCUGAAUUUUAUAGUGCCAGAUUACGCCAACGUAUUACUUACGAUGAUAUUAAGCAUCAACGCAGUGCUCAAAUUUAUCUAUUGAAUACAAAAUUAUAUUGUAUACUGUUUCAACUAUAAACGAGAUUUUCAAAAAUAUGUAUUUUAUCAAACCUAAUUCUAUCAACGACGUUUUUGAGUGCAAAAUUUGCACUAUCUGCUUUAUAGUCAGUAUUAUAUUUUUUUACAUUUUGGCCAGUUUAAUCUUAGUAUUCGAGCACUAUAAUCAACAACAUAUUUUUAUAAUUUAAAAGUUACUUCAAUAUUUACAUCUAUUAGGUUAGUCAUAAAUGUGCCUUUGCAAAACGCCAUGUUGUACCUUUAUUUAAGAAAAAUCGAUCAGUUACUGUCACAUUGUACUUUUUCCAAACGUCAUUGGUUUAAUUAAUUCAUAUUAACGUAAGAUUACAUUUGGAUUGUAAAGCUGCGUAUUUGUAUAAGUUUUUUUUUUUUUAAUUCGAAAAAAUACUUAUUUAUUAUAUUUCAUUACCUGAUACCUACAUAGUUAUCGCAUGUACCUUUUUUGAAUUAUUUGUUCUGCUCCUCCAAGAUUAAAAAAGCUCGCUAGUGCAGUUGGUAAAGUAGAUCAGAAGCUUGUGCGACGUUAGUUCCGUCAGACUUUGUAAGAUGGAGUUACUUGCAUCUUGACAGUCCGACGAGUGCAUAUGUUUUUUGAGUUUUCACAUUAAUUUCGAUUUAGUUAACAAUUUUCAACUUGGGUCUUUCAUUACAACAUUACUUACAUUAUCGAAAAAUAAAAGUUGUUUCCUUGAAUUUUUCAAGCUAAUUAUUGUUGGGUUUUGAACAAAACAAUUUUUUUUUCUGGUAAAUAUACCAACAAAAAUAUAAGCUUGUGUUGAUUGACAAAAUGUUUCCCUUUAUGUUCAAUUAAUUUUAUUUUAUUUCAUUGAGUACUACGAAUUUCAAUUUUUUCCUAUACGUCGCACCAGCGCACAAAUUAUUCGUAUCUUUUUUUUUUCAAUAAUAAAUGUUAAUAUAAUCUUUUUGAACUUUCAACAUUAUUCAAGUUAAAAGCUAGAAAUAAUACCAUCUUAAUACGAUUAUGAUUUUACGCGUCAAUUGUUAUGAAAUAUUUCUGUUGUAGCGUAUGAUAAUAGUAUUAAAAAUCAAUAAAUUUCUUAUAAAAGCGUAAAA
This is a messenger RNA of Copidosoma floridanum, 3072 nucleotides long. RefSeq lists its product as uncharacterized. The record is from RefSeq and is a predicted model, not a curated record. NCBI's taxonomy places the organism in Eukaryota, Metazoa, Arthropoda, Insecta, Hymenoptera, Encyrtidae.